AUGCCCGCGCCUGCGGCCGCCCCCAGCACCACCUCGCCCGCAGCGGGGCUGCUCGUGCCCAAGGCGGAGGCGCCGGCCGCGGGCACCGCGGAGGAGCCGCGCUGCGCCGCGGAGCUGGGCCGUGCAGGUGAGCGGCACCGCAUGCGCUGCAUGCACGUGCAGCCGAGCGGGGCUGCACCGCUGCUCACGGCCCCCCCGCCCGCAGGCUCCCCCUGGCCCAUCCGCGUGGUGAAGGUGGAGGAGGAGGAGGACGAGGAAGGGUGGCCGUGCAGGCCCGCUGCCUUCGCCAGCGCCUGCAAGCCGGAGCACAAGGAGGAGGAGGAGGAUGCGGUGGCGCUGGGCUACCUUGCGCUGCCCAUGUUCAUCCCGCCGCCCGAGGGGCCCGACGGCGCGGGGCGCCGGGCGGCCGAGCGCCCCUUCGCCUGCGCCCGCUGCGGCAAGGCCUUCGGCAAGAAGGCGCACGUGGCGCGGCACGAGCGCACGCACACGGGCGAGCGGCCCUUCCCCUGCGCGCAGUGCGGCCGCCGCUUCCGCCAGCAGAUCCACCUGCGCGCGCACCAGCGCACGCACACGGGCGAGCGGCCCUUCCCCUGCGCCGACUGCGGCCGCCGCUUCCGCAAGAAGAGCCACGUGGAGCGGCACCGGCGCACGCACACGGGCGAGCGGCCCUUCGCCUGCGCCCGCUGCGCCCGCCGCUUCGCCCACAAGCAGCACCUGCUGCGGCACCAGCGGCUGCACGAUGAACCGGGAGCCCCCGGACCCCCGGGACCCGCGCUGCCGGGAGCGCCCACCAAGCCCUUCCCCUGCCCCGAGUGCGGCAAGAGCUUCAGCUGGAAGAAGAACCUGGCGUCACACCGGCGGCGUCACCGCGCCGGGCGCCCCUUCGCCUGCGAGCUCUGCGCCCGCCGCUUCGGCCGCAAGGCGCACCUGGCGCGGCACCAGGCGGUGCACACGGGCGCGCGCCCGCACGCCUGCGCCCGCUGCGCCCUCCGCUUCAGCUCCAAGACCAACCUGGCGCGCCACCAGGCCGUGCACACCGGCCACCGGCCCCACGGCUGCGCCCGCUGCGGGCGCCGCUUCAGCAGGAGGAGCCACCUCGUGCGCCACGAGCGCACCCACGACGGCACCGCGGGCACCGCAACGGGAACCCCGGUGGGCUGGGCGCCCCGCGACGCCCUGGCGCCCGCGGCCGCCUGCAGCUGA
This is a messenger RNA of Nothoprocta perdicaria, 1203 nucleotides long. RefSeq names its product zinc finger protein 467-like. Gene Ontology annotation, biological process: regulation of transcription by RNA polymerase II. NCBI's taxonomy places the organism in Eukaryota, Metazoa, Chordata, Aves, Tinamiformes, Tinamidae. Gene Ontology annotation, molecular function: RNA polymerase II cis-regulatory region sequence-specific DNA binding; DNA-binding transcription factor activity. The record is from RefSeq and is a predicted model, not a curated record. Bases 1 to 1203 code for a protein of 400 amino acids. The transcript has 3 exons.